This is a messenger RNA of Rotaria socialis, 2994 nucleotides long. Lineage: Eukaryota; Metazoa; Rotifera; Eurotatoria; Philodinida; Philodinidae. The record is from the annotation of a GenBank genome assembly.
AUGGCGUUAGGUAUUCAUCAGUGGCGUCGAUUUAAUUUUUUUGAUAAAGAAGUAGUCAAACGAAGAAAUGGUACACCUUUAGAAGAGCUAAAACAUAUACAAGCAAUUGCAUCAACUAGUACCAAUGGUGCUGGCGAUGGUCAAUUAAUAUUAGGCUGUAGCGAUGGUUCCAUAUGGGUUAUUAAUCGUGAUUAUGAGAUAGGUCAUAUUCAUAAAUUCGAUAUCUCAUUACAAUUAUUAGCACAUUCGUUAGGCAAUACACUUAUAGCUAUUGGGAUGGAUGAAAGUGAAGCAAAGCAAACAAUUAAACUUUGGAAAACAGAUAGAGCACUGAUAGAAAAAGAAAAUACUGAACCAGCUAAAAUUAUAUCAAUACCAGCAAAUGAUCAUCCUAAUUCAAAAAUAUGUGCUGUGGCUAUUACUGACAGACAUAUAGCAUUGGGCUGUGAAAAUGGAGCGAUUUAUUUUUUUACAUCAAAUGAUUUAAUUAAGGAAAAACGAUACAAGUUUACGCCACCAUUCUACCAAGCAAAACUGUUCAUUACAAAUUUAGUAUUUGCUGAAGGAGGAAAACCAAAGAAUGACUUGAUCCUUUAUGCGACAACUACUUCAGAUGUUCUUUCUUUUCGUCUUAUUCAAGCAGCUCCAGUUGUUGCUUCCAUGUCAUCUACCUUAACAUCAACUAUACGUGAUCGACGGCCAUUCCAUUUAUCACAUCAACAACCAAUAGCACAAUUCAGUGACGUAGUUCUUGAAACAGAUAUUGGUUGUAGGCCAGGAUGUGCUGUUUUAGCGCAGUCCGACAAAGAUGGUGAACAGCAAUUCGUUAUUGCAAAUUCAACAGGAGUUUUUUCAUAUGUUGGCGAUGAUAAACGGCUUGGUUUAGGUAUUGAAAAUGAAAAAUCAGCUAUAUAUUGGUGGUUUAACUACUUAAUAAUAAUCACAAAAGAAGAUCGAAAACAAUCUUCAAUUGCAUCAUCAUCAUCAUCAUCAUCAUCAUUUACACGAGCUGGAUCAGCAACUACAGUCAAACCACAAUCAACUAUUUUAUCACAAUUAACAGCUAACCAAACAACAACUGAAUUACAAACAUUAGCUGUUUAUGAUACAAAUGCUCAAUUAACAGCUUAUUCUGUUGGUAUUCCGCGUAUACAAUGUGUAAUUAACGAAUGGGGUUAUAUACAUAUAUUGACUGGUGACGGAGAAUUACACCGUUUAAUGGAAAAAGAUUUACAUUCAAGAUUACAUUUACUUUUUAGAAAAAAUUGCUUUCAAUUAGCAUUACAAUUAGCAAAAAAGAAUCGAACUGGCGCACAAGGUAUGGCAGAAAUAUUUAAACAAUAUGGUGAUCAUCUCUAUGCAAAAAAUGAAUAUGAAUCAGCGACUGAUCAAUAUUGUAAAACAAUCGGAUAUUUAGAACCAUCUUAUGUUAUUAAAAAAUUUCUUGAUUCUCAACAUAUAGAUCAUUUAACUCGAUAUUUAGAAGAAUUACAUCGAGAAAAAUUAGCUAACACCGAUCAUACAACAUUAUUGCUUAAUUGCUAUACGAAACAUCCUGAUCGUAUCUAUCGUCUUACGAAAUUUAUUGGUUUAGAUAAAACAUCUGAUAUUGAAAUGAGUUUUGAUGUUGAUAUAGCCAUCGAUGUUUGUCGACAAGCAAAUUAUUUCGAAGAAGCAUUAGCACUUUCAGCUAAAUAUCAUCGUCAUGAUAAGCAUAUUAAAAUUCAAAUCGAAAACCGAAAAGAUUAUAAUGACGCUUUAAAUUAUAUUCAAACGUUGAAAUUCGAUGAUGGUUUACAAGCAUUUCGAAAUUAUGGCAAAACUCUUAUUAAAGAAAAACCAGAAAAGACAACACAAUUAUUGAAACAACUCAAUCCAACGCCACAACAGAUUGAACAAGAGCAAUUACCUGAAUCAUUGAUUAAUCUAUUUAUGAAUAAUCCUGGCGAACUAUUAGAUUAUUUGGAAUAUGCUGUUAAACAAUAUCCAAGGGAACAUCUUUCUACAACUGUUCAUGAUACAAUUUUAGAGUUACUUUUACAAAAAUAUAGUAAAAUCGACGAUAAAAAAGAGAAGGAUCGUACAAGUAAUAAGAUUUUAGUAUUGCUUCAAGAUUCAAAGAUUGAUAUUGAUGUAACACGUGCAAUGGUUGCAUGUCAAAAGUAUAAUUUUAAAGCUGGCAUUAUUUCUCUAUAUGAUCGAGCGAAAUUAUACCAACAAAUUUUGCAAUAUCAAAUGGAUAAUAAAGAAAGUGAUGAAAUCGUUGCUACUUGCCAAAAAUAUGGCGAUGAUGAUCCACAAUUAUGGAUUCAAGCAUUGAGUUAUUUUUCAAAACUAAAAAGUUCUGAUGGUUGCCAAAAGGAAAUUCAACAGAUAUUGGCAUAUAUCGAUAAGAAUGAUCUUCUCUCACCAUUACUUGUUAUUCAAACAUUGAGUAAUAACGAAUCAACUAAUCUUGAUCUACUUAAAGAUUAUCUCAUUCGAAAACUUCGUACUGAACAAAAGCAAAUAGAAAAAGAUCAAUCAGAAAUUCGUCGAUUUCGUCAAGAAAAUGGAGAAAUUGCGAAGAAAAUUAAAGCACUUGAAACUGAUCCAAUUCUUUGUCAAGAUCCAAAAUGUAGCGCAUGUAAAAUGGAUUUAGACAUUCCAUGUAUACACUUUUUUUGUGAACAUUCAUUUCAUGAACAUUGUGCUGCUACUGUGGAAUCAACAUUAUCAACAGAAAUUACUUAUGAAUGCCCUUUAUGCUCCGGUGAUAAUCGUCGGUUCCUUGUUGUUUCGAUACGCAUAAUAAAUCAAACUCUAUGUGCUGCUAUUUUACAGCCAAAUGACAUCGAAUUGCCAUAUUAUUUUAGUAAAUGGCUCGACUUGAUCAAUAAUCAACGUGUUGGUAAAGAUAUUCAUGAAACAUUUCACCGCGAGUUGGAUGGUCAACAAGAUAAAUUUGGUGUUAUUGCUGAAUUUCUCGGCCGAAGACUUUUCGAUAAAGAAUAG